AUGGCUUUUCAUAAGAACCUUGUUGUCAUUGCCAUUAUGUCCACCAUCUUGGGGGCAAUGGCACUACGCCCUGCCCCGUCCAACGACGAAUUCAAUCCCUCUACAUUUUUGAAACCAUUUGAGCAAUGGAUGGCACAGUUUGGACGCUCUUACACUGACAUUGCAGAGCGAGAAAGGCGUCUCGCAAUAUUCGUGAAGAACUUGUUAUUUGUUAAUACCUUCAACAACCAAGGGAAUAACAAGACUUAUAAGUUAAGCCUCAAUCAAUUUUCCGAUAUGACCAAGGAAGAAUUCCUCCGACGCUACACUGGAUUUGAAGCUCCCAAUGUCACCUCAAACUCAAGCAACAUCAAAUCAUUUGGGUACCAGGACCUGUCGGAAACUGAUGUUCCGACUAGAGUUGAUUGGAGGGAAAAAGGUGCUGUUACCCCCGUCAAGGAACAAGGAGUAUGCAGUUCUUGUUGGGCAUUUUCUGUAGUGGCAACAAUUGAGGGGAUCACCAAAAUCAAAAGUGACCAAUUGAUUUCUCUGUCUGAGCAACAACUUGUGGACUGUAACAGAGAUGACAUUAACAGAGGAUGUGCUGGUGGUAAUAUGGAAGAUGCCUUUAAGUACAUAGAGGCAAAUGGAGGAAUCACUACUGAAGAAAACUACCAAUACAAGGGUAUAGAUGAUACGUGUGACACUACUAAGACGAAUGACUACGCUGCCAAGAUAACUGGUUAUGAAAUGGUUCCUCCCAACAACGAAAAUGAUCUACUUAAGGCUGUGUCCAUGCAACCAGUAUCAGUUGCCAUUGAUGCCAAUGCAGAUGAAUUUAGGACAUACGCCAGUGGGGUAUUUUCCGGUAACUGCGGCACAAACCUAAUGCAUGCUGUUACGAUUGUUGGGUAUGGAACGACUGAAGAUGGCAUCGACUAUUGGUUAGUGAAGAACUCAUGGGGCGAGAGCUGGGGUGAAAAGGGUUACAUGAGAAUUCUUCGAAAUGCAAAUCCUCCAGAAGGUUUGUGCGGCAUUGCUAUGUAUCCUUCCUAUCCAACUGCAACAGCUAUGGCACCAACUCCCUCAUUGUUGUAG
This is a messenger RNA of Argentina anserina (silverweed cinquefoil), 1077 nucleotides long. Its product is annotated as zingipain-2-like. The record is from RefSeq and is a predicted model, not a curated record. Bases 1 to 1077 code for a protein of 358 amino acids. The transcript is spliced from 2 exons. Lineage: Eukaryota; Viridiplantae; Streptophyta; Magnoliopsida; Rosales; Rosaceae. Gene Ontology annotation, cellular component: lysosome. Gene Ontology annotation, molecular function: cysteine-type endopeptidase activity.